This is a messenger RNA of Osmerus eperlanus (European smelt), 5801 nucleotides long. RefSeq names its product MCC regulator of WNT signaling pathway (gene mcc). Gene Ontology annotation, molecular function: calcium ion binding. The transcript is spliced from 19 exons. NCBI's taxonomy places the organism in Eukaryota, Metazoa, Chordata, Actinopteri, Osmeriformes, Osmeridae. The record is from RefSeq and is a predicted model, not a curated record. The coding region runs from base 187 to 3207 and encodes 1006 amino acids.
CUGACUUUCUUUGACACGCGUAGAAACCCACCUCUCGAAAAAGUGAAUGACCGAAAGCCCAUGUGCAUUUAAACUUGCAUUAGUAGCCUACAGUGUUAGAAUAGUUAAACUUCUACCUGGCAGAAAGCGUAGACUUUGAAGGGGUAGGAAUAGUUACAGUAGACUACGCAUUUUUCGGGGGAGAUCAUGGCGGCGGCAGCGGUGGAGGUGAGUGUGAGCAGCGGGAGUAGUGACACAUCUAGCACGGGCGAAGAUGAGAAGAUGAGGCGGUUGUUCCAGACUUGCGACGGGGACGGCGACGGAUACAUCAACAGGAACGACCUGCUGAUGGUAUGUCGGCAACUGAACAUGGAGGAGUCUGUGGCUGAGAUCAUGGGCCAGCUUGGAGCUGACGAACGAGGGAAGAUCUCCUUUGAGGACUUCACACGCUGCCGCAUGCAGCUGGUCAACGAGAUUCGCAAGGAGGAGGGCGAACUGUGCCAGGAUUCUGAAACCAGAUUGAUCAGGGAUCGAAUUGCUUCCAGGCCAAACAGCAGUGAGAACAGCCUGGGAGCACGGGAGAGCUGGGAGUAUGACUCAGGUGCAAGAGACCUCCAGAGUCCAGAUAUCCAAAACCAGCAACCCCGGCAUCAGUUGGUGUACCUCAAGAAACGUUUGGAGCAGCCUGGAACUGUUCUUGAACAGCAAGCCGCCCUCCACAAGCUCCUGGCCCAGACAAGUGCCCGUGUAGCCCCACUAGGUGGAAACUACCUGGAGCUUGCCAACACGCUCCACCUGGCAGCCCUGGCCUCACUCAAAUGCGACAUGGGCGAGCUAAACAAGCGUCUGGUGCAGACAGAGCGAGAGAGAGACCUGUUCGAGAAGAGACUGGCCAAAGCACAGUGUGAACAAUCGCAUCUGAUGCAGGAGCAUGAGGAUCUGCAGGAGAGGACCACCUUACGCUACGAGGAGAGGAUCACUGAGCUCCACAGCAUCAUUGCUGAACUCAACAAGAAGAUAGACCUGCUGCAGGGUACCACCAUAAGGGAGGAGGAUGAGUUUUCAGAGCUGCGUUCAGAACUCAGCCAUAGCCAGCAGGAAGCCAACGAGGACGGACACAGCGUGGAUCAGGACGCGGCAUCUGUGUCAUUGCCUGGAAACCACUCCACUCUCGUCACUGCUGACAUGGACAACUGUAGCGACCUAAACUCAGAGUUGCAGCGGGUGCUGACUGGGCUGGAGAGCGUGCUGUGUGGGCGGAAGAAGAGCACAUGCAGUCUGUCUGUGGCCGAGGUUGACCGCCAAAUCGAGCAGUUGACCACCGCCAGUGAGCACUGUGACCUCGCCAUCAAAACGGUGGAGGAGAUCGAAGGGGCUCUCGGCCGGGACUUCUACCCCAGCCUGUCUGAAGAGAGGUUUCACUGGGAGAAGGAGCUAACAAGCCUCAGGGAAGAGAACGAGAGCCUGACGGCAAUGCUGUGUUCCAAAGAGGAAGACCUCAAUCGCACAAAGGCCACCAUGAAUGCCAUACGGGAGGAACGUGAUCGCUUACGACGACGGGUGCGGGAACUCCAGACACGUCUCCAGACAUCUCAGCCCGGGGGUCCAUCCAGUCCUGGCCGUGUCACCCCAGCCUCACGACCCAUCAAUCCCAGCACAGGGGAGCUCAGCACCAGCAGCAGCAGCAACGACAUACCUGUUGCCAAGGUGGCUGAAAGGGUGAAGCUCUCCAAAACACGUUCAGAGUCAUCUUCAACAGAGAGACCGGUGCUGGGCUCUGAAAUCAGCAGUAUUGGGGUAUCCAGUAAUGUAGCGGAGCACCUGGCACACUCCCUGCAGGACUGUUCCAACAUCCAGGAGAUCUUCCAGACCCUCUACUCCCACGGCUCAGCCAUAUCUGAGAACAAGAUCAGGGAGUUUGAGGUGGAGACAGAGAGACUAAACAGCCGCAUUGAGCACCUUAAAUCUCAAAACGACCUGCUAACCAUCACACUGGAGGAAUGUAAGGGCAACGCGGAGAGGAUGAGCAUGCUGGUGGGAAAAUAUGAGUCCAACGCCACAGCACUGAGACUGGCACUACAGUACAGUGAACAAUGUAUAGAGGCCUAUGAACUGCUGUUAGCCCUGGCUGAGAGUGAGCAGAGCCUGGUGCUUGGUCAGUUCAAAGCUGCCGGUGUUGGUACAGUGGGGGAGCAAUCUAGAGAAGAGAGCAUCACUCAGAUCCUGAAGAGGGCCCAUGACAGCAGGAAGACAGUGGAAAACUCAGCCAAGGACCUGUUGAUCCGCCUGGAUGGAAGCUGUGGAGCAGCCUUCACUGUAUCUGGCUGCAGCGUACAGCCAUGGGAGAGCCUGUCCUCCAACAGUCACACCAGUACUACCAGUUCCACGGCCAGCUCGUGCGACACAGACUUUUCCAAGGAGGAUGAACAGCGACUGAAGGAUUACAUCCAGCAGUUAAAGAAUGACCGUGCGGCGGUCAAGCUUACCAUGCUGGAGCUUGAGAGCAUUCACGUGGACCCCCUCAGUCUGGAGGAGAAACCCAGAGGAGACACUCAGAGGCUAGACCUGGAGAAUGCCGUUCUUAUGCAGGAGCUAAUGGCCAUGAAGGAGGAGAUGGCAGACCUGAAAGCACAGCUGUACCUGCUGGAGAAGGAGAAGAAGGCAGUGGAGCUGCGCCUGAGCACUCGUGAGGCCCAGGAGCAGGCUUACCUGGUGCACAUAGAGCACCUCAAGGCAGAGGUGGAGGAGCAGCAGGAGCAGAGGCGACGCUCACUCAAGUCUACUGGAAGUGGCAACGGCGGCAACAGCAGCAAAGAGAAGGCAGGAGCUAAGGACUCUGGGGACUCUCCAAACAUCAGUCUGUCUGACCUGAGGACUCUGAAUGACAAUGACCUGGCAGCAGAGCUUACCAAUGCUCUGAGGCGGGAGAAGAAGGUGAAGGGUCGUGUCCAGGAGCUUGUAGCAGCGUUGGAGCGUCUGACUAAGAGCAGUGAGGUUCGCCACCAGCAGAGCGCUGAGUUUGUCAAUGACCUUAAACGUGCAAACAGUAACCUGGUGGCGGCCUAUGAGAAGGCUAAGAAAAAGCACCAGAACAAGCUGAAGAAGAUGGAGGCUCAAAUGAUGGCCAUGGUGGAACGUCACGAGACCCAGGUCCGCAUGCUGAAGCAAAGAAUUGCCCUCCUGGAGGAGGAGAACUCCCGGCCGCACACUAAUGAGACCUCCCUAUGAGAACCAGCUAAGAGGAGAACAUUCUUAUGUAGCUUUGAGAACCUCCAAUACAAGAACUCACAAUGUUCUCAAAACAAUAUAACAUUGCUACAAGAGGCCGUGCUGGAAGAAGUGGCUGUUAGAGCUUGCUUAGAAUGAACUUGGCCUCAUACCAAAAAGACACAGCCAGGACUAGGAAAUCAGUUGAGAGAACAACAGUAACAACUUAAAGACCAUAUUUUGAGAAUUCCGAGUGGUCACAAACCCAUUAGUGGUGUUCUACAAAUUGAGUUCUCACGAAUGUCACUUGCCAACAAGAACCAGAGAACCACAAACUAGUUGGAAAUACUAGUUGACACAGUGUGCGAAUUACGGGGGGGUUUGGGGGGGUCUGACAAGGCUCGGACCCCCCCAAAAGAGGUAAAAACCACAGGUCGGGGGGGGUCCAUACAUUUAUAUGUUGUUCUUACCUUUAAUCGUAAAUAUCACAAUAUAGUUACCAUAUUCAUUCAAUAAUAGGUUGGCGAUACACAGAAAUGUUGACUUUAUGGCAGGGAAUAUCACACACUAUUACACUGACUGCCAUAGUCAAAAUUCACUCAAUAAACACAGUGCAUUUGGCACAUGGUUAACCACCAACUUAAAAGAUAGCUAUCGCUAGCUCUAUAUCAAGCAAGAUAGCUUCAUUUGUCUGUCUCAUUGCUUGUCAGAAUCUGGAGAGCUUUCCGACAACCGUAUUUUGUGAUGAACAGUCAGAUAUACUCCUCUGGUAAUUUUGUAAAGAUCAACUUUUUGAUUUCAGAAAGACUAGACUAAAACUACAAACUAGUGUUUGUAGUUUUAGUAGUGCAUUCGUGUGUGCCAUUGUCGUGCCGUUUACUUAGUUGGGGCGGCGGCAGGUCCCGGGGGGGGGGGGCACUGAGUUGACCCCCCCGAUUGUCAUUGUAUAAUUGGCACACUGACAUACAUCGAGAAGUGAAUUUUGAAUCUUCCAAGAUAAAAACUCUCAUUGAUAGAGGUCCCAAAACAUAACAUUGGAACCAUACAUAUUAGAAUUUUUGAUUAUUACCAUAUAUAUAAAAAAUAACCUUUUCUUUGGAGAGCCCUUGCUAUAGCAACUUACAAGAGCUUCAAAGCAAUCAAUUUCAUUGUGAGAACCCUUGCAGUGCUUUGGAACCUUCUACCCAAUGACAUCUCACGGUGAGCAGUGGGAGACGAUUUCACUGUUCUGUCAGAGGACUAAUAAGAAACCAGAAACUGCUUCUCCCACCAAUUAAGAGACAACCUUGAAGUUCUAGUGGGCACAUACACUUGUGUGGGAACUCUUGAGUUAACUGGUUCGCCUUUUGAAAAAGUGGCAGUCUUAAGUUGACGUUUGAAGUGACGACAUGACUGACUGUCAACCAUUGAAGGAGAAGGUCACAUGGACUUGUAUCUAUAAAUAACUUUUUAAAAAAGACAUACAUAAUUGUAUUUUUAUUUUUUUAGCACUAUACAGGGCUAUAGCAUAGCAUUAACCGAGUAUCCAGUUUUUAUAACCACGUCUCAUUUGAUUCCCAGUAAGAGUUUUUUGUUGUUGCUAGGAUUGGACUGUAAAUUAUUUUUUAAAGCAAUUAUCUGUAAUUUUGUAACAGCCAUUUAGAAAUCAUUAGCCAUAAGGAGUGCUAUUAUUUAAACUCUAAAUGUUAGGCUAAAAUGAUAAGCCUGACUCAUCAAACACAACAGUGUACACUUUGCCAUAAUGCGAACCAUUAACAAACCUAUUGAUCCUGUUUAAUUAAAUAUGGUCUCCAGGUUUUGAAGAUAAUACAUUUUUAUAUUUGAAUGAUACAAUACCAUAGAUUUAAUAGAAAAUAAUACACUGUGCUCUCUUACAUUUUCUGACUUGCUGUGAGUACUCCGUUUUCAUACCAUCCUUAGUCAGAAGAUAUAAUAGUCUUUGUGGUUACACGUGUGUGAGCAGCCUGCAUACAGCAAUUUUUGUGCCAGAUAUUUUAUGCCCUUAAUGUAACCAAUUUUCUAAUCUGCUUUUAGCACACAGACAGACACACCUUUAUUGCAAACACACACUCACCAUCAUAAAAUGCUUUCUGAGAUCUGAGGCAUGCAAACAUAGACUUCACCUAUAGCACUUUUCACACACCUGGCUCAAUUCAUUGCCUUUUUGAGGACAUCUGCACUCUUUCACACUCAUUGUCCUUAACAAGUGGCAUUCAAUAGGGCUAAAUCAAGCUUUAUCAGGCUUGAUUCAUUGUCACAUAAAACUGGAUUAUUUCAUUUCAUUAAAAAGUUUGAUCACAAGAAGGGCUUGUUAUGUUUCAUUGUGGUCUCAAGUAGUGUUGUUUUUGGCGGCCUGUUUCAAUUUUAGUUUUAGUCUUUGUGUCAAGCUGUCAUUUUAGUUUUUAUUAGUUUUAGUCACGUUCAUACUCUUCUUUGUCUAGUCUAAGUUUCAGUCGACUAAAAGUCUGAGCAUUUUAGUCUUAUUUUAGUCAGACUUAUCCAUGACUAUUUUAGUUUUAGUCGACGAAAACUGAUGAUAUUUAGUCUAGUUUAAGUGAAUGAAAAUUUUAUUUUAGUCUCUUUUUAAUCAAAACAGAAGUAGUCUAAGCAGUAAU